This is a messenger RNA of Salvelinus sp. IW2-2015, 2082 nucleotides long. RefSeq names its product carnosine N-methyltransferase. Gene Ontology annotation, biological process: carnosine metabolic process. Gene Ontology annotation, cellular component: cytosol; nucleus. Lineage: Eukaryota; Metazoa; Chordata; Actinopteri; Salmoniformes; Salmonidae. Gene Ontology annotation, molecular function: carnosine N-methyltransferase activity. The record is from RefSeq and is a predicted model, not a curated record.
ACAUUUGGUGCUGUCUGAUGUCUGAUUAGGAUAUAAAGGGCCUGUCUCCAGGAGGCCAGUUAUACAUUUUCUCUGCUUCUGUGCUGGGGCUGUCUUCCUGUUGCAACUUGUAAUAAACCGGACACACAUACACAGGUAAAAUCAUUUUCUGCUCGAACAAAAAAUACAGCAGUAGCUACUAGUUAGCUCACUGCCAUAGUUAACUUGCCAACCAGAUGAAAGGUCUAUUACUUUUCCUGGCUCACUCCAUUGUUCGAUUGGAUGGGUCUGAGUACAACAUUCAGACAUGGCGGAAGGAACGGUGGACCAGGUUACUGAUGGAGAGCAAGAAGAAGCAUAUUUUUACCGAGAAAGGAUUAAAUGUACACCAGAAGAGGAGACAAGGCUCGAAAGGCAACACUUUUGGAAAGUGAUCGAUGCGUUUAGAUACUACAGGAUGCAUGUUCAAGAGCGGGUGAAUCGAGCAGAACGUCAGUUCCAGAGUCUUCCGAAGCAUCACCAGCUGCUGCUGCCCGGGGUCUUGCCCAACCUGGCCCGUAUCCGCCGCAGUGUGGACCACAACCAGGAGGUGCUGCAGGCCAUCGUGCUCAACUGUGUCCACAUGUUUGAGAACAUGGAGUAUGGCGAAGAGGAUGACCUGAGGAAGGUGGGCACGUCUUCCACGUUCGACAUGGACAAGCUCAAGUCCACCAUUAAGCAGUUUGUGCGUGACUGGAGCGAGGCCGGCCAGGCUGAGAGAGACUCCUGCUACCUGCCCCUCAUCCAAGAGAUCCAGAGACUCUUUCCCAGCAACAAGUGUGAUGUGUCCAAGGUGAGCGUGCUGGUUCCGGGGGCAGGGCUUGGUCGCCUGGCAUGGGAAAUCGCUCGUCUGGGUUAUGCCUGCCAAGGCAACGAAUGGAGCUUCUUCAUGCUCUUCUCCUCAAACUUCGUCCUCAACAGGUGUGAAAAGGUCAACUCCAUGACCCUGUACCCCUGGAUCCACCAGUUCAGCAACAACAAGAGGUCAUCUGACCAGACGCGGCCAAUCAGCUUCCCAGAUGUCAACCCCCAGAGCCUGCCUCCAAACUCGGACUUCUCCAUGGUGGCUGGGGACUUCCAGGAGGUCUACACAGAGCCUAACACCUGGGACUGCGUGGCUACCUGCUUCUUCAUCGACACGGCGCACAAUGUCAUCGACUACGUGGAGACCAUCUGGAACAUUCUGAAGCCUGGAGGCGUGUGGAUCAAUCUUGGCCCACUGCUGUACCACUUUGAGAACAUGGCCAACGAGCUCUCCAUCGAGCUCAGCUAUGAGGACGUCAGGGCAGCAAUUUUAAAAUAUGGAUUCCAUUUGGAGGUGGAGAGAGAGUCUGUCCCCACCACCUACACGGAGAACGAUCAGUCCAUGCUGAAGUACCUGUACGACUGUGUUUUCUUUGUGGCAAGGAAACCUGACCAUCUGUAUGCCAACGGUUACCAGGUGGUCCAUAAGAACAGACCGGAAGCUUCGCAACGGCGAGAGAGCUGCGACAGUCUGACGUGACAUCGUCUGUCAUGACAUCGCAGAGCAACAACCGGAAAAAACGCAAUUGGCCACCACCAAGAGCAUAAAAAAAAUUGUAAGAUGACAGAAACACAAGUCAAUGGACAGGUUUGCUUUCAUGUUUCUUCUUCUUUAUAUUGUCUCAUCGCCAGAGCUGCCAAAUCACCUUCCUUCCUACCCUGAGCCUUUGAGAUUGAGACAGAUGCCUAUUAUGAACUCAAGUGACUAAAUCUUUCAGCACAGGACUGUUUGUCUUCAGUUAAAGAGGCAAAGUGUUGCCUCUAUCUCCAUGGUGACCUGAUGUAGUUGCAUGCGUGUCAGAGACCCGCCUCUACGUCUUCCCAUUGUAUUUAUUUUGUAAAAUACAGUUACCAACUCUGGCUAUUUAUAGUAUUAUUUUUUUAAUCACUUAAAAUCAUUUGCUGAAGUGGCUGGAGUUGGUUAUUUUAACCUAUAUUGUAUGAUUGGACACAGAUUGAGUUUCAGCAUGACACCCUGGAUCUAGUUACUGUCUCACUUAAUAAAGAGAAACAAUUCUUUAAAAAAAAGAAAACAUUUCA